Messenger RNA from Colletes gigas, 1298 nucleotides. Its product is annotated as 5'-deoxynucleotidase HDDC2. NCBI's taxonomy places the organism in Eukaryota, Metazoa, Arthropoda, Insecta, Hymenoptera, Colletidae. Gene Ontology annotation, cellular component: cytoplasm. The record is from RefSeq and is a predicted model, not a curated record. The transcript is spliced from 4 exons. The coding region runs from base 251 to 838 and encodes 195 amino acids. Gene Ontology annotation, molecular function: 5'-deoxynucleotidase activity.
UCGUAGACGUACGCGUCCGUGUAUGUGGUAACAAUGUAGUGUACUUAUAUAUCUCUUAGCUUGCAAGCGGAGGCUACCAAUCGAAUCUCGAGUGCUGGAUCGCGUGCAUGUCGGCUAUUUUGAGGCACGAUACACUCCUAACAUUGAGACUUUGUCGCAGUUUGGUGAUUACCCGCGAAGUUCAAUUGAUCAGUGCGUUUCAUCGUAGACCUUAACUUUGUCAAGAAGAAGCUAUUCAUUUUCGAAUACCAUGGAUUUAAACAAUUUGCACGAAUUCAUGGAGUUGAUUGGACGAUUGAAGGUAAAUAUCAUUCACAUGAAGAGGACAGGAUGGGUGCACAAGAAAAUUUCUGAUCCGGAAACAGUUGCUGGUCACAUGUACAGGAUGGCCAUGCUGUCAUUCUUAGUAGAUAACAAAGAAAAUUUAGACAAAAUCAAAAUUAUGCAGAUGACUUUGAUACAUGACUUAGCCGAAUGCAUCGUGGGAGAUAUAACACCUUAUUGUGGUAUUCCACCCGAUGUGAAACACAGGUUAGAAGAUGAAGCUAUGGAGGAGAUUUGUAAACUUCUAGGCGACAAAGGACCUAUGAUAUUGGAAAUUUUUCGUGAAUAUGAGAAACAAGAAUCUGCAGAAGCAAAAUAUGUGAAAGAUCUGGAUAGGUUAGAUGCAAUUAUGCAAGCAUACGAGUAUGAGAAAAGAGACAAUAUUCCUGGCGUGUUGGAGGAAUUUUUUGUAGCGUGUCAUGGAAAAAUCGGGCAUCCUUUCAUUAAUAAAAUAGUGUCUGAAAUUACUUUAAGAAGAGAAGCUCUAUGUCGUAAUUUAUCUACUUCAAAAUAACAAACAAGGUCUCUGAAACAAAAGUUGCAUAUCAAAAUUUUUUAUUUCCCUCAGUUUUUAUACAUUUAAUUCAUUACAUUUAACAAACAUUAUAUAUAAGGCAUUAUAUAUAUUAGGGCAGAGAAUAUGAUCCAGAUUUUUUACUUAUCCAGAUACUCUAUAUUUGAUUAUUCUAAUAGUCCUGGUACUAUAAGGAAUGGUAGAAAAUAAUGUUUUACACCUUAGGAUAUUUUCCCCUAUUUUCUGUAAAAGUGGUAUGUUUUGAAAUGUAGCUAUAAUCAAAUUUGAAAAUUACAGUUUGAUUUAUGGUACUAGGUAACAAGAAAAAGAAAACAUCAUUUUCGUUUAGUAAAGUAAGAAUGAUUGCUAAUUUUGUUGUUUUAUUUUAUAGUAGUAGUAGUAUUUGAAGUAAAUACAUUUUGUUGCUAUAGAAGAAUCAAAAUGGAAGCUGUACUUUUAA